Molecule: messenger RNA, 4436 nt
Organism: Brienomyrus brachyistius
Lineage: Eukaryota; Metazoa; Chordata; Actinopteri; Osteoglossiformes; Mormyridae
Product: E3 ubiquitin/ISG15 ligase TRIM25-like
Exons: 6
Coding region: 20-1129 (369 amino acids)
Molecular function (GO): zinc ion binding
Source: RefSeq, a predicted model, not a curated record
UAUCAGUGUUCGUGGUAAAAUGGCAGAAGCCAGAGUUGCAGUGGAUGUAAACGAGUUAAGUUGUGCAAUAUGUCUGGAUCUACUAAAGGAUCCAGUGGCUAUUCCCUGUGGACACAGUUACUGUAUGAGCUGCAUUAAGAGCUGCUGGGAUCAGGAAGAUCAUGUUGGAGUUUACAGCUGCCCCCAGUGCAGACAGACCUUCAUACCCAGACCUGUUCUGGGCAGAAACACCAUGCUGGCUGAAGUGGUGGAGAAACUGAAGAAGACUGGACUACAAGCAGCUGCUCCUGCUGACCAGUAUGCUGGACCUGGAGAUGUGGAGUUUGACGUCUGUACUGGGAGAAAACACAAAGCUAUCAAGUCCUGCCUGGUGUGUCUGGCCUCCUACUGUGACACUGACCUGCAGCUUCACAACAAACUCCACCAUGCAAAACAGCACAAGCUCAUUGAUGCCAUCGGCCAUCUGAAGGACAAGGUCUGUUCCCACCAUGACAAACCGCUGGAGGUCUACUGCCGUACCGACCAGCAGUGUAUCUGUUAUCUCUGUACGAUGGAUGAACACAGAGGCCAUGAUACAGUCUCAGCUGCUACAGGAAGGGUGGAGAUACAGAAACAAAUGGGUGAAAAACAGAGGGAAUUUCAGCAGAGAAUUCAGAUGAGAGAGAAGGAACUGCAGGAGCUGAGAGAGGCUGUGGCCUCAUUCACAAGCUCAGCACAGUCAGCAGUGGAGGACAGCGAGAGGAUCUUCACUGAGAUGAUCAGCUCCAUUGAGAGAAGACGCUCUGAGGUGACAAAGCUGAUCAGAGAUCAGGAGAAGGCUGCAGUGAGUCAGGCUGAAGGAGACAUGGACAGACGGAAGCAGGAGAUUGAUGAACUGAAGUGGAGACACUCUGAGCUGGAGCAGCUUUCACACACAGAAGAUCACAUCCAUUUCCUCCAGAGGCGCCAGGCUCUUCCUGUCACUCCUGAAGCUGGAUUUGGACCCAGAAUCUCUGUCAGUCCCAGAUCUGAUUUUGGGAAUUUGAGGAAGGCGGUUUCUGAGCUGAAAGAUCAACUGGAGAAUUUUUGCAGAAUGAAAAUGGCAGAGAUCCAUCACCAGUUACCAAAGACACCGUCCUACCGGUAUUAGUGCCCAGGACCAGAGCAGAAUUCUUACACUACUCCUGCCAGCUGACGCUGGACCCCAACACUGCAAACAGAGAAGUGUCUCUGUCAGGGGGGGACAGGAAGGUGACAUGGGGGGGGCAAACUCCCCCGUGUCCCUGUGCAUGCUGGGAUAGCUCACUGUGUGCUGGAGGAAUCAUUUUUACCGUAUCAGAGUCUCACAUGUCGCUGCUUCUCCGUGGCAAAAAGGUAAAAUCUCUGCUUUAUAACCAGUAUAACCCUUUUUACUCUGUCUGAAGUGUGAUGUAUGUUAAUAAAACAAGUAAUUGGGUUCUGUAAGCUGAACAAACAUACAAAAUGACUGUUUUUCUCUGACGUAUGUUCUAUGUUGGCUGUUAAUGCACCAAAACUGCCUAAACAAAUUCAUAGUACAUGCAGUUGUACCAAUGGAGUGAAUUCUGAUUCUGAAUAAAAUAAAAUGUAAUGAAAUCUAAGCCUGAUGAGUGGGGGGAGCUUUUCCCCUCCCCUCUAUAUGUAUAUUUUAUAUUUCGGUCUAUAUAUUGUAUUUGCUACCUGUACACUGACAAUAAAGGCUUCCUAUUCUAUCCCAUUAAUGUCCCGGUUCCGCGCUGCCCAGAACGUAACUGAGUAACAGACUUAAUCCGCGCUCUCUGCUCACUGAGCGCAGCAGCCUGAUAUCGCAGCGGCGACGCUUUGGCCAGCAGGGGGCGGCAGACGGCAGACAGUUUAUUAACUCAAAACCUACAGCGGUCCUGAGAUAACUUAGUAAAGAUAAUAACAUAAUCAAAUUAAUCAUAUAUUAACUAAGUAAACAUAAAUAACAUAAAAUCUUAAUAAGGCACGUUAGUACAACAACAACAGAAAGGCACCUGAUCAUCAAUGAAGUAGUGUAGGUGAUUACCAAUUACCAGAAAAAAAUCACAUAAAUCCUGUUUCAUUAGGAAUCCUGAGAUAUAUACAGUACUGUGCAAAAGUCUUAGGGAGUCAUAGGAAAUGUUUAAAGCUAUUUAUCUGGGUACUAAAUUUAUAUUUUCUCAGUAUUAAAAACAAAUUUUAAUAUUAGAACAUGUGCAAAUUAUGAGUAAAACAAAAAAAACUAAAAGGAAUUUCUUAUGUUCUCCAAAAAGUUACUGAUAUCUUGUUGGAUGGCUAGAUGAACACCAAUAUGGUUCCUAAACCUCUCCUCAGGUUCACCUCGGCCAUUUCAUGUAUUUGUUAAAUUUCACCACCAGCUCAAUUAAUUCAUGAAACUAGUUUUGAAAAGUCACUGAGGUAUUGAUUAGCUAUAUGAGGUGAGCUAGUGGUCAUGUCAAAAAAUACAUGAGUAUAUUGAAAAUACUGCCAAUACUGGGAUGACUUUAGGAGAGAUUUUGAAACGGUUAAGGGCAAACAGUUUGACAGACAUAAUAUCAUAGGUUUAAAUCAACAUGGAGAUCAUUUUAAAAGUUUAUGUGACUGCCUAAUAUAUAUAUAUAAUGUGUGCAGUUAUAUAUAUAUAUAUAUUGCCAGCCCACAGCUGUUUCUGCUCCCAUUGCAUUAAUAUGGAAGCUAUCUGCUUGUGUUGAUGUUUCGCCUGAUAUUUCAGGUGAUAUUUCAGGAUGCAGGCGGGUGGACUGGGUGGUAUUACUGUUAUAGUGGGGUUUGCUGGAUAGAUGGGCGAUUCACAGUUUAUAUUCCAUGAAAGUCCACAUAUAUCAUUCCAUUCACCCUAUUCAUGUACACCAUCGCAGUGGCCGGCGUCCAGGCAGGAUGUUCACCAGCACUUUUCAGUCUCUUAAUGCAUGUUACAGUGAGCAGCUGCCAUUCUGCGAAAGUCUGGCUUCCCUCUUGGGGACAUGAUGAACAGAACAACGUGUGAAAGACAGUGAACUAAAGUGAUGUGUGGCGGAAAAGUAACACUGCACAUCACUCUGAACACACCAUCCCCACUGUCAAAUAUGGUGGUGGCAGCAUCAUGCUCUGGGGGUGCUUCUCUUCAGCAGGGACAGGGAAGCUGGUCAGAGCUGAUGGGAAGAUGGAUGGAGCCAGAUACAGGGCAAUCUUGGAAGAAAACCUCUUGGAGUCUGCAAAAGACUUGAGACUGGGGCGCAGGUUCACCUUCCAGCAGGAAAACGACCCUAAAUAUAAAGCCAGGGCAACCAUGGAAUGGUUUAAAACAAAACAUAUAUCCAUGUGUUAGAAUAGCCCAGUCAAAGUCCAGAUCUAAAUCCAAUCGAGAAUCUGGCAAGAUCUGAAAACUGCUGUUCACAAACGCUGUCCACCUAAUCUGACUGAACUGGAGCUGUUUUGCAAAGAAGAAUGGGCAAGGAUUUCAGUCUCUAGAUGUGCAAAGCUGGUAAAGACAAACCCUAAAAGACUGGCAGCUGUAGUUGCAGCAAAAGGUGGUUCUACAAAGUAUUGACUCAGGGGGCUGAAUAAUUACGCACACCCCACUUUGCAGUUAUUUAUUUGUAAGAAAUGUUUGGAAUCAUAUAUGAUUUUCGUUCCACUUCUCACGUGUACACCACUUUGUAUUGGUCUUUCACGUGGAAUUCCAAUAAAAUUGAUUCAUGUUUGUGGCUGUAAUGUGACAAAAUGUGGAAAAGUUCAAGGGGGCCGAAUACUUUUGCAAGCCACUGUAAACUACAGGCAUCACCCUAACGGUAAGAAGUGUGAUCCGCUUACGACUGACAUGCAGUAGAGACAGGAUCACAUCCAACACGGGACCCACUAUAGGCUCACACAGAAAUAAAGGAGAAAAACACCAGCUGCCUUUUCCAAGCUGUUUACAUUCCUGCGCUUCCUCAUGGUGACAGUAACAGCCCGUGUCACAUGACCACUGUCAUGUCCUACCCAUCACACCUGCCUGACCCUCCUGUCUCCUCACUAGCGUGACCCUGAUGAUUCAUGCCUGUUGCUUGUUGCCCCUCGUUAGUCUUUGCAUUUAAUUAUCUAUUUGUCUCGUCAGCCCCAGUCCGGUCAUUGAUGUUAAACCUUCCUGCUGCCUGUGACCUUCCCGGUUGCCAGUCCUCCCAUUUGUGAUCCCUCACGAUCCUCUUUGUUUCCAGUCUCAGCCCAUCUAGUUCAGCAAACCCCCUUUUUGUUUCGCUACCAAGGAUGCAGAGAUGAGAGUCUUUUACCAAGCGUACUGUGUCCAGAGUGGAUGAGCAUGACCACAGUGAGAAGAGGAUCUGAUGGAUGGAGGACCUAAGUACCAUAAUCUUAGUAACGCAUGAGCAGAAUUGGACCAUAAGAGGAACUGGCCGGCUCCAUCUCACACAUGGUACGUGGGUGUAGAAGUUACUCAAAACCAUAUGGCUGAAAUCCUCCAC